Hevea brasiliensis (rubber tree) is the source of this 606-nucleotide messenger RNA. Its product is annotated as disease resistance protein RPM1-like. The transcript has a single exon. NCBI's taxonomy places the organism in Eukaryota, Viridiplantae, Streptophyta, Magnoliopsida, Malpighiales, Euphorbiaceae. The record is from RefSeq and is a predicted model, not a curated record. Bases 1 to 606 code for a protein of 201 amino acids.
AUGGAAACCGAAUUAUUCGACAGAGCAGUAAGAGUACCAAAGGGGAUUGAAAAACUGGUGAAUCUUCGUACUUGCACUGGUGUGUAUGCUGUACGUGGAAUCUUCAGUGAAUUAGGCAGCUUAACCCAACUACGGAAACUUGGUGUUACGUGUGUGUCUGAAGAUCAUGCUAGUGAAAUAUUUGUUGCCAUCAUCAAGAUGGAAAACCUCAUCUCUCUAUCAUUAAGAUCGGAGGCAGGGGCCUGUGAUGGUACUCUUUUUCCUGAUAUGGAACAAUUUUCUCCUCCGCCUCUUCUUCAGGAGCUUCAUUUAGAUGGUCGCUUAUUCGAAAUGCCCGAAUGGCUUGCCACCAUGGAAAACCUUACCACUCUUUUUUUAUCCAAAUCUUAUCCCUUUGAGAACCCAACUUCAGUCUUUCAGUUUCUUCCCAAACUAAAAUAUCUGACUCUAUGGGAAGCCUACCAGCUGGAACUCAUUGGUAAAGAAUUUUGCAAGGUAGGUGGGUUCCCAGAGCUGCAAUCUCUCACCAUUGCUGCUAAGUAUUUAGUGGAGUAUACUGAGAUUGUAAAUGGUGAUUUCUCAGUUUUAAUGAUUGGCCCAUGUUAA